This is a messenger RNA of Colletotrichum truncatum, 396 nucleotides long. RefSeq lists its product as uncharacterized. The record is from RefSeq and is a predicted model, not a curated record. NCBI's taxonomy places the organism in Eukaryota, Fungi, Ascomycota, Sordariomycetes, Glomerellales, Glomerellaceae.
AUGAAACGCAAUCAUCACAACACCUUCCCCGGCUUAAAGGCCGCGGCAGCAGUCUUUCUCGCCGUCCAGGGUGUAGACGCAGGACAGGUUCAAUGCGCUGAUGCACAGAAUAAAGUCGUCCCGGGUACGAACUGCGACGGUAAAGCAACAGCUGGAGAAUUCUUUCUGUUCAGCAGCGAAGAAGAGUACACAUUGGGUGCUACUGUCGACCCAAACAUCCUCAAGCUCGAUAGCGCCGGUAUCUUUGAACAACGCUACGCUAUGUUUCCGGCGGACAUCCCUAUAAGGGGUUUGCAAUUCAACGGCUUCGGAAGACCAGUUCGGAAGCGACAAUGCGAUACUGGUGGUAACGAGGGCGGCAAUGGUGGUGGCGGUCGUGGCGGUAUUGGUGGCUGA